UGGUUCAGGCGCAGGAGGAAGUGUUUUGCUGGAGGAUGAUGACAGAGGUCAGGCUUCGCUAAUGGGCCAGUGAGGAGCGGUGGAUGCGAGGCCGGGCGCCGGCACACACACAUUAACACACUUGAGCCAUCACCAAUCAGCAUAGGGAUCUGAGAAUUGCUCUCACAUACCAAACCAGCAGCGUCCUUGGAGUAAACUCUCGCCAGCAACUCCUUUAAAAUACCGUCAUUUCAAACCGUUGUGGUCUUUAAGCAACAAGAGAAAACAAACAAACAAACAAACAAAACCCAACCAAACAAAACUCUUGACAGGAGCUUUGACGAGAGAGGAUGCCUCAGAAAGGGCGAAGACUUUAACUAGGGGUGUGCAGAUGUGUGAGACCUUUUAUUGUGAGAGUGGACAGACAUCCCAGAUUUCAGAGCCCCAUAUUCGAGCCCCGUGGGAUACCGCGGCCCCCAGCCUGCGCCAGCAUGCAGAACAGUCACAGCGGAGUGAAUCAGCUCGGUGGUGUCUUUGUCAACGGGCGGCCACUGCCGGACUCCACCCGGCAGAAGAUCGUAGAGCUAGCUCACAGCGGGGCCCGGCCGUGCGACAUUUCCCGAAUUCUGCAGACCCAUGCAGAUGCAAAAGUCCAAGUGCUGGACAAUCAAAACGUGUCCAACGGAUGUGUGAGUAAAAUUCUGGGCAGGUAUUACGAGACUGGCUCCAUCAGACCCAGGGCAAUCGGUGGUAGUAAACCGAGAGUAGCGACUCCAGAAGUUGUAAGCAAAAUAGCCCAGUAUAAGCGGGAGUGCCCGUCCAUCUUUGCUUGGGAAAUCCGAGACAGAUUACUGUCCGAGGGGGUCUGUACCAACGAUAACAUACCAAGUGUGUCAUCAAUAAACAGAGUUCUUCGCAACCUGGCUAGCGAAAAGCAACAGAUGGGUGCAGACGGCAUGUAUGAUAAACUAAGGAUGUUGAACGGGCAGACCGGAAGCUGGGGCACCCGCCCGGGUUGGUAUCCGGGGACAUCGGUGCCAGGGCAACCUACUCAAGAUGGCUGCCAGCAACAGGAAGGAGGGGGAGAGAAUACCAACUCCAUCAGUUCCAAUGGAGAAGAUUCAGAUGAGGCCCAAAUGCGACUUCAGCUGAAGCGGAAGCUGCAAAGAAAUAGAACAUCCUUUACCCAAGAGCAAAUUGAGGCCCUGGAGAAAGAGUUUGAGAGAACCCAUUAUCCAGAUGUGUUUGCCCGAGAAAGACUAGCGGCCAAAAUAGAUCUACCUGAAGCGAGAAUACAGGUCUGGUUUUCUAAUCGAAGGGCCAAAUGGAGAAGAGAAGAAAAGCUGAGGAAUCAGAGAAGACAGGCCAGCAACACACCUAGUCAUAUUCCGAUCAGCAGUAGUUUCAGCACCAGUGUCUACCAACCAAUCCCACAACCCACCACACCUGUUUCCUCCUUCACGUCUGGCUCCAUGUUGGGCCGAACAGACACAGCCCUCACAAACACAUACAGUGCUUUGCCGCCCAUGCCCAGCUUCACCAUGGCAAAUAACCUGCCUAUGCAACCCCCAGUCCCCAGCCAGACCUCCGCGUACUCCUGCAUGCUGCCCACCAGCCCUUCGGUGAACGGGCGGAGUUACGACACCUACACGCCCCCACAUAUGCAGACACACAUGAACAGUCAGCCAAUGGGCACCUCGGGCACCACUUCCACAGGACUCAUUUCCCCUGGUGUGUCAGUUCCAGUUCAAGUUCCUGGAAGUGAACCUGAUAUGUCUCAAUAUUGGCCAAGAUUACAGUAAAAAAAAAAAACAAUCAAAAAACAAACAAACAAAAGGAAAGGAUAUAUUGUGUUAAUUCAGUCAAUGACUAUGUGGACACAGCAGUUGGACGUUCAGGAAGGAAAGAAAAAUGGCUGUUAGAAGCACUUCAGUUCUGCAAUUGUGUCCUGUGUUGAACCACUGGGGAAUGGACUUGAAACAAGGACCUUUGUAUACAGAAGGCACGAUAUCAGUUGGAACAAAUCUUCAUUUUGGUAUCCAAACUUUUAUUCAUUUUGGUGUAUUAUUUGUAAAUGGGCAUUUGUAUGUUAUAAUGAAAAAAAGAACAACGUAGACUGGAUGGAUGUUUGAUCUCUGUUGGUCAUGAAGUUGUUUUAAAAAAAAAAGGAAAUCAUGAUCAACAAGCUUUGCCACGAAUUUGAGUUUUAUCAAGAUAUAUCGAAUACUUCUACCCAUCUGUUCAUAGUUUAUGGACUGAUGUUCCACGUUUGUAUCAUUCCUUUGCAUAUAAUUAAACCUGGAACAACAUGCACUAGAUUUAUGUAAGAAAUAUCUGUUGGUUUUCCAAAGGUUGUUAACAGAUGAAGUUUAUGUGCAAAAAAAGGGUAAGAUAUAAAUUCAAGGAAGAAAAAAGUUGAUAGCUAAAAGGUAGAGUGUGUCUUCGAUAUAAUCCAAUUUGUUUUAUGUCAAAAUGUAAGUAUUUGUCUUCCCUAGAAAUCCUCAGAAUGAUUUCUAUAAUAAAGUUAAUUUCAUUUAUAUUUGACAAGAAUACUCUAUAGAUGUUUUAUACACAUUUUCCUGCAAUCAUAAGUUUCUUCUUUGGCCAGCAAAAGUUAAUUGUUCUUAGAUGUAGUUGUAUUACUGUUCACAGUCCAAUCAUUUUGUGCAUCUAGAAUUCAUUCCUAAUCAAUUAAAAGUGCUUGCAAGAGUUUUAAACUUAA
Molecule: messenger RNA, 2701 nt
Organism: Balaenoptera musculus (blue whale)
Lineage: Eukaryota; Metazoa; Chordata; Mammalia; Artiodactyla; Balaenopteridae
Gene: PAX6
Product: paired box 6
Exons: 14
Coding region: 471-1781 (436 amino acids)
Biological process (GO): anatomical structure development; regulation of transcription by RNA polymerase II
Molecular function (GO): RNA polymerase II cis-regulatory region sequence-specific DNA binding; DNA-binding transcription factor activity, RNA polymerase II-specific
Source: RefSeq, a predicted model, not a curated record